AAACGAAUCUGGACUUCACAUUGAACUAGCUGGGGGCCAGGUGUAACAAGAAGCUCGGAAACAUACGGAUAAAAGAGGAAACGAAACGACUCCAAUUUGUUGUUUGCUUUCGUUUGGUAUUGUUAUAUCUUGUCUUCUUCAACAAACCAUUUAAUUUUUCCGAAAAAUUCAGAUCGAGAAGAUAUUGAAACAUGGCGGAAGGGUUGCUAACGAGUUCGUUUAUUAUGAAAAGUGGAGUCUCCAUUCACAGCUUUCACAGUGAGCCGCUUCUGCCAGAUGAGCCUUCAGGCCCGGUUACUCAUAAGCUUAUUUUCAGCAGCUUGGUCUCCGUUUGCGGCUCUUACGUUUAUGGACAUGCUGUGGGAUAUUCAUCGCCGGCCGAGUCCGGAAUCAUCGACGACCUGGGCUUAACCACGGAACAGUAUGCUGUUUUCGGCUCAAUAUUGACAAUAGGAGCAAUGUUAGGAGCAGUGAUAAGUGGGAGAAUUGCAGAUUUCAUUGGCCGAAGAUGGGCAAUGGGAAUUUCAGAAUUGAUCUCCAUGGCUGGUUGGGUUUUAAUGAUAUUUGCCAAGGAUGCGACAUGGCUAGACUUGGGAAGAUUUAUAUUGGGAUGUGGAAUUGGACUAAUUUCUUAUUGCGUUCCCAUAUAUAUUGCAGAAAUUUCUCCUAAGCAUGUUAGGGGAGCUUUUACAGCGCUAAAUCCGUUGUUUAUGGGUUUAGGCCAAUCUUUGGCCUUUCUUUUCGGUUCGCUUGUCAACUGGCAAAUCUUGGCUUUUAUAGGAAUUGUUCCAGGACUAAUACAGCUUCCUUGCCUAUUCUUCAUUCCAGAGUCUCCCAGAUGGCUGGCAAAUGUAGGUAAAAUGAAACAGUUUGAAGAUUCUCUGCAGCAGCUGAGGGGACGGGAUACUGAUGUUGGGCCAGAAGCAGCUGAAAUCCAACAAUAUACAGAAUAUCUAAAUCAGAUGUCAGGUGGAUUUCUCAACAUGUUCCAACGAAAAUAUCUUUAUACACUCGUUGUUGGGGUUGGCUUGAUUGUAUUCCAACGAUUUGGGGGAGUUUAUGGUUUUUUGUUCUAUGCAAGCACCAUUUUUGAGGAUGCUGGCUUUCCGAGCAGGAUUGGUACUAUAGCAGCAUCUAUUGUUCAGAUUAUAACAACUGUUUUGGGACUUCUCUUGAUAGAUAGGGCUGGAAGACGACCCAUGUUAUUGAUUUCUACAUCAGGAUCUUGCUUGGGUUGUAUCAUUACAGGAUUGGCAUUUCUAUUAAAGGACCUUGGCUCUGCCACGGAGCUCACAGCCUCUUUGGCCUUUAUAGGUGUAUUGGUUUAUUUGGGACUUCUUCAACUUGGUCUGGGAGGAAUACCCUGGAUUAUAAUGUCAGAGAUUUUUCCUAUAAACAUAAAGGGUCCAGCCGGCAGCCUUGUUAUCCUUGUCAGUUGGAUCGGAUCCUGGGUUGUUUCCUACACUUUCAGCUAUUUAUUUGAUUGGAGCCAAUCAGGAAUAUUUUUCAUAUAUGGUGUCAUAUGCGCUCUUGGUGUUGUAUUCAUUGCAAAGCUGGUGCCAGAAACCAAGGGUCGGACAUUAGAAGAAAUACAAGAAUCAAUGAUGAAUGAUAGCCAUUAAGAAGAAUUAACCAAUAGUUAACACAUGAUACAACAGCACAUUGGAGAUCAUUUGGAGACAUUGAUGGUAAAAAAAAGAGGCUCGUAGAAUUAUGAAUGAUUUUUGUUUUAAGGGUAUUCUUUAUUUGGGUGAGGUGGUUUACUCUUUGGACUAUAAAUCCUGCAUUCUCAUUUGUUCUGCUGAUCAACUGCAGUUAAUGUGAUCACAUUAAUAAAACCAGUUUUCAGCUUUGGUUUAA
Molecule: messenger RNA, 1860 nt
Organism: Mangifera indica (mango)
Lineage: Eukaryota; Viridiplantae; Streptophyta; Magnoliopsida; Sapindales; Anacardiaceae
Product: sugar transporter ERD6-like 5
Exons: 19
Coding region: 192-1622 (476 amino acids)
Biological process (GO): transmembrane transport; carbohydrate transport
Cellular component (GO): membrane
Molecular function (GO): sugar transmembrane transporter activity
Source: RefSeq, a predicted model, not a curated record